CUGGCGGGGUACCGGUGUAAACAAUGUCCUGCUGAUGGAAUAAUAAUAAUGAUAAUCUGUCCAGCGUGCGGACUGUGAUGUACUUAGACUUUAGUAACAUAAGUCUUUGUUCUUCAAGACUUUAUACUUUUAGCUCUGCUCCGUGACUGUGACCGAGCUUACUGAUGGAUUCUUUAUUAGAUCUGAGUGCAGAGCGCGUGGCUCAGUAUGCAGACCGCUAUAUUGAGUGCAUUAGGACUUUACCGUUCAGCAUCAAGGACAAACUGCUACGAAUAAUGACAGCUAAAGGCUCUGUAACAGAUUCCAAUAUAAGUCAGUUCUUGCAUGCAGGAACUCGUACUCUCGAUCUGCAGAACUGCACGGUUUCAGACUCUGCUCUCCGACAAAUCCACUGUCAGCAACUAGAGUCUAUAAUACUAAUAGGAUGUGUGAACAUCACAUCAGAAGGUCUGGACUCCUUGGCCUCACACUGUGCGGGUCUUAAGAUAGCUGACCUCUCUGGGUGUGCGGCUGUAACUGACUCAGGUUUACGAGCGCUGGCACGGAGCUGUAAGAGGCUAGAGGUUAUAUCGCUCUGUGAAUGCCCUGCAAUCAGUGAUGAAGCUCUGAUCGAGCUAGGGGCUAACUGCAGUUGUCUGUACAGCAUCGAUUUUAGUGGAACAGAGGUCACUGACGAAGGUGUUAUUGGUCUUGCGACUGGAGUGUGCUGCCAGAGCUUAAAGGAGUUACAGAUGGUACGGUGCCGAAACCUAACAGACAAGGCUGUGACUACUGUUCUGUCAAACUGUGACAACAUCAGAAUUUUCCAUUUUCACGGCUGUCCCCUCAUGACAGACAAAUCCAGAGAGGCACUUCAUAACUUUAUCGGUCCUAAUAAGAUUCAACAGGUCUCCUGGACUGUGUACUGAGUCUGCACUGAGUUUGGGUUCAUCUACAUACCUGUUACUGAGUAUGGAAAGCUACAGUGGAAAAACACAUAGUAAACACAUGCUAAAUCAGUUUAAAAAGCCUAAACCAACACAUACUACAAGAUUACAGUUUGUGCUCCGGGCUGUUAAAACCAGCCACAGUUCAAAUGAAACACGCGAGUGUAUAACUUAAGGAAUUUCAGUUAUGUUCAUGUUAAAUGUUGAUAGCAAUAUUCAUGCUAAAUGUUUGUACAUUUAUUUAUUUUAUAAUAACUGUAUGAAGCACUUU
This is a messenger RNA of Tachysurus vachellii, 1197 nucleotides long. It is a transcript of the gene amn1, whose product is annotated as antagonist of mitotic exit network 1 homolog (S. cerevisiae). The record is from RefSeq and is a predicted model, not a curated record. Gene Ontology annotation, cellular component: SCF ubiquitin ligase complex. Gene Ontology annotation, biological process: SCF-dependent proteasomal ubiquitin-dependent protein catabolic process. Gene Ontology annotation, molecular function: protein binding. The transcript is spliced from 7 exons. Bases 165 to 908 code for a protein of 247 amino acids. NCBI's taxonomy places the organism in Eukaryota, Metazoa, Chordata, Actinopteri, Siluriformes, Bagridae.